CUUCGAGGAAGUUAUUUUAGCUCUUCUUACAUGUGAAAAUGAUGGGUGUAUUAUAUAAGUUGUGUGAGUGAAAUGAAAACCAUCAUUCAAUUAUUUCAAUAGAAACAGAGAUAGAAAACAUGGGAAGAUAUUACAAAUGUGUAGUACUUUUGGUGUUGAUUGAAAUUGCACAAAUAUGCUUGUGUGUAAAUUCAAACAUCCCCUGUAUUGAAAAAGAGAGGCAAGCCCUUCUCAAUUUCAAAGCAUCCAUUGCACAUGAUUCACCAAACAAGCUUUCAUCAUGGAAAGGCACUCACUGUUGCCAAUGGGAAGGCAUUGGUUGUGACAAUGUUACUAGACAUGUUGUCAAACUUGAUCUCAUGAAUCCUUGUCACCAACCAUUUUGGUCGCGAGAAGAAGAACAUUUUGGUCACUACUAUUUGUACAAUUUGGACGAUUACAUGCCUUGUUCACCAAUAGUUGCUCCAAAUGUGAGCUCAUCUUUGUUGCAAUUGGAACACUUGACUUAUUUGGACUUGUCUGGAAAUAAUUUCAGUGGGAGUCCAAUUCCUAUGUUCUUGGGUUCCAUGGGACGCCUUGAGUAUCUCUCUCUGUCUCAUGCUCGUCUUAGCGGGAGGAUUCCCAACAGUCUCAGAAAUCUCAAGAACCUACGAUUCCUUGAUCUCAGCUUCAAUUACUAUUACCUUACGCAAUUUGAAGAGAGAGAAUUACAAAUGGAUGACGGCACCAGUUGGAUUUCAAACCUUCACUCACUCAAACACCUUGACUUGAGUGGUAUUCGUCUCAAUGACACGCGCAACUUGUUCCAGGUACUCAAUACACUUCCUUCUUUAUUAAAUCUUUCACUGUCUGGAUGUAGAGUUGACAAUUCACUCAUUCCUCGUUAUGCUUUCCAAAACAUGACAUCUCUUAUCUAUCUUGAUCUCUCAUCAAAUGAGCUUCAUGGUCCGAUUCCUGAGUCUUUUGGAAACAUGACUUCCAUUGAAUCACUCUACCUUUCUGGAAAUAAUUUCACUUCUAUUCCAUUAUGGUUCGGUCACUUUGAGAAACUUACCCUUCUUGACCUUUCUUAUAAUGGGCUUUAUGGUCAAAUACCUCAUGCUUUCACGAACUUGUCAUCCCUGGUGCAUCUCAGUAUUUACUACAACUAUCUUGAUUCAGGUUCAUCAUUUUCGUUCAAUAACCUAAGAAAGCUUUUGUAUCUUGAUCUUGAAUAUAACAGGCUUUACGGUCCAAUUCCUGAGGGUUUUCAAAACAUGACCUCCAUUGAAUCCCUCUACCUUUCGACAAACAAUUUCACAUCGGUUCCGCCGUGGUUUUUCAUCUUUGGGAAACUUACUCAUCUUGGUCUUUCUACCAAUGAGCUUCAUGGUCCAAUUCCAGGGGUUUUUCGAAACAUGACUUCAAUUGAAUACCUUAGCCUUUCUAAAAAUAGUUUAACUUCAAUUCCAUCAUGGUUUGCUGAGUUGAAGAGACUUGUGUACCUUGAUCUUAGCUGGAAUAAACUCACUCAUAUGGAAUCUUCUCUAUCAUCAAUCAUAACAAACAUGUGCAGCCUAAAAUAUUUAUAUUUAUCUGAAAACAAGCUUCAAGGAGAAUUAAUGGGGCACUUUGAAUUAUCUGGAUGCAAUAGAUAUGAUAUGGAGGUACUGGAUUUAAGCUAUAAUGAUAUCAGUGAUCGCCUGCCAACUUGGUUGGGUCAGCUUGAAAAUCUAAAACUCCUUGGUUUUGGUUCAAAUUUUCUACAUGGACCUAUCCCCUUGUCUAUAGGAAAGCUGUCAAAGUUGGAAGGGGUAUAUCUAUCCAAUAAUUUAUUAGAAGGGGUCCUUUCGAGUAAUAUUCGACAACUUGUCAAUUUAACUUACUUAGAUCUUUCUUCUAAUAAAUUUGAUGGUUCCAUCCCUCAAAGUCUCGGGAAACUUGCAAAACUAAAUUCUCUUGAUCUUUCAGACAAUUCCUUUAAUGGGAUUAUUCCUCAAAGUAUCGGUCAACUUGUCAAUUUAGCUUACUUAGAUCUUUCUUCUAAUAAGUUGGAUGGUUCCAUCCCUCAAAGUCUAGGGAAACUUACACAUAUAGAUUAUCUUGAUCUUUCAAACAAUUCUUUUAAUGGGUUCAUUCCUGAAAGUUUUGGUCAACUUGUCAAUUUGGAAUAUUUAGAUAUUUCUUCAAACAAGUUGAAUGGAAUAAUGUCUAUGGAAAAAGGAUGGCAUUUAAACUUGAGGUAUUUGAAUCUCUCCCAUAAUCAAAUAAGCGGUUCAAUUCCAAAAAAUAUUGGCCAUAUAAUGUUGUCUUUGGAAAACUUGUUUCUAAGAAAUAACCGCUUAAAUGGUUCAAUACCAAUCUCUUUGUGUCAAUUUCAACUGAGCAACCUUGAUCUUUCAAAGAACAAUUUAUCCGGAGAAAUUCCAAAUUGUUGGGAGAAUAAUCAAGUAUGGUCUGAGAUAAAUUUGUCAUCCAACAAACUAACUGGAGCAUUUCCAAGCUCAUUCGGGAAUCUUUCCUCACUGUAUUGGUUGCAUUUGAAAGAUAACAACCUUCAAGGAGAGCUUCCAGGGUCUUUUAGAAAUUUGAAGAAAUUGUUGAUUUUGGAUCUUGGUAACAAUCAACUAUCUGGAAGUAUACCAUCAUCAUGGACAGCAAACACCUUCCCUUCAUUGCAAAUUCUUAUAUUGCGACAAAAUAUGUUUAGCGCUAGUAUUCCUUCACAACUAUGUCAACUCAAAUCACUCCAAAUUCUGGACCUCUCUAGAAACAAAUUGCAAGGUUCAAUACCUCGAUGCAUAGGAAACCUUGAAGGAAUGACAUUGGGAAAAUCAACAUCAUCAUCAGUUCAUAUGCAGUCAUACAAUUUAAUAGCAGAUGCUCCUCAGACAUGGUCAAAUGAGUUUCUUACAGAUGUCAAUGCAUUACCUCCUAGUACUCCGGUUGAUUGGCCUAGUCAAUUUGUCACGGAAGUAGUGAAAGGAACAGAACUUGAGUAUACCAAAAUAUUGGAGCUUGUGGUCAACAUGGACUUGUCACAAAACAAUUUGGUUGGAUUCAUUCCAAAUGAAAUCACAUGGCUCACAGGACUGCAUGGCUUGAACUUGUCAAGAAAUCAUUUGAAAGGAGAGAUUCCUCAAUUGAUGGGACGCAUGAAAUCACUAGAAUCCUUGGACCUGUCUCAUAACCAACUUUCAGGCACAAUUCCCAGUACCAUGUCUGCUUUAACUUCAUUGAGUCAUUUGAACUUGUCGUACAAUAACCUUUCAGGAUCAAUUCCCAAAGAUAAUCAGUUUUUAACUUUGGAUGACCCGUAUAUUUAUGCCAACAAUCCAUACCUUUGUGGAUCUCCACUCCUAAAUAAGUGUCCUGGUCAUAUUUCACAUGGAACUUCUCAAACAAAAGGUGAUGAAGAUGAAGAUGAAGAUGGGGUAGAAAAAGUAUGGUUCUACUUCGUCAUAGCGCUCGGUUUUGCAACUGGCUUAUGGGGAGUUAUUGGCACUUUGUGGUUCAAGAAGAAUUGGAGACAUGCUUACUUCAGAUGGGUUGAAGAUAUUGUUGACGAGAUUUAUGUGGCAGUUGUAAUAAAAGUGGCAAAGAAAAAGAAGAAUAUGAUAAGAAACCAUAACCACGAGUGAUUCUGUGUUAUGUUUCAAAUGAGAAUAAGGUUCAGACCACACUUUGUAUUUGUUUUCUUGUGAGUAAAUUUCUUCUUUGUAAUUGUUUGAAUGUAUUGUUUUUCCUUCAUCAUUUGAGUCACUAAACUCAUCUUUGUUGUCUUCAACGCUUGUGUCAUCGAUGUCACAAUCAAACCACAAUCACAAGUGUGUAUUUUUAUAGAUGAAAAUCACAUAAUUGUUUUA
Molecule: messenger RNA, 3845 nt
Organism: Medicago truncatula (barrel medic)
Lineage: Eukaryota; Viridiplantae; Streptophyta; Magnoliopsida; Fabales; Fabaceae
Product: receptor-like protein EIX2
Exons: 1
Coding region: 120-3620 (1166 amino acids)
Molecular function (GO): protein binding
Source: RefSeq, a predicted model, not a curated record